Messenger RNA from Homarus americanus (American lobster), 651 nucleotides. RefSeq names its product phosphopantothenoylcysteine decarboxylase subunit VHS3-like. Bases 1 to 651 code for a protein of 216 amino acids. The transcript has 3 exons. The record is from RefSeq and is a predicted model, not a curated record. Lineage: Eukaryota; Metazoa; Arthropoda; Malacostraca; Decapoda; Nephropidae.
AUGAAACAGAUGACACUGACGACACUGAUGAAACAGAUGACACAGACGACACUGAUGAAACAGAUGACUGACGACACUGAUGAACAGAUGACACUGACGACACUGAGAGCACUGAUGAAACAGAUGACACUGACGACACUGAUGAAACAGAUGGAUGACGAGACACUGAGAGCACUGAUGAAACAGAUGACACUGACGACACUGAUGAAACAGAUGACACAGGACGACACUGAGAGCACUGAUGAAACAGAUGACACUGACGACACUGAUGAAACAGAUGACACUGACGACACUGAGAGCACUGAUGAAACAGGUGACACUGACGGCACUGAUAAAACAGAUGACACUGACGACACUGAGAGCACUGAUGAAACAGGUGACACCGACGGACAAUUCGAUGAAACAGAUGACAAUGACGACACUGAGAGCACUGAUGAACAGAUGACACAGACGACACUGAUGAAACAGAUGACACUCUCGACGACACUGAUGAAACAGGAUGACACUGACGACACUGAUGAAACAGAUGACACUGACGACACUUAUGAAACAGAUGACACCGACGACAAUUCGAUGAAACAGAUGACACCGACGACACUGAUGAAAACAGAUGACACUGACGACACUGAGAGCACUGAUGAAAACAGAUGA